Messenger RNA from Thecamonas trahens ATCC 50062, 1274 nucleotides. RefSeq lists its product as uncharacterized. The coding region runs from base 1 to 1257 and encodes 418 amino acids. Lineage: Eukaryota; Apusomonadida; Apusomonadidae. The transcript has a single exon. The record is from RefSeq and is a predicted model, not a curated record.
AUGACCGACAUCGAGCGCGAGGCCAAACGGACAAGGACCAAGGAGGCGAGACUGCCCAAGCAUCGCCAGCCCAACCGGGUUGUUUGUAAUCUGCGACACUUGAAACUGGCCCGCAAGCUGGCUGCUACCCGGCCGCCGCGGCUGGAACAGUGGGUGAGCACAACGUGGCCGCUGAGCGUCGACGAUGCGCCGCGGCAGGCUGGGGACAUUCCGCUCAAUCGCGACUUGCCGCCGGGCCUUCUCGGACGCGCUGACGAACUUGCCACCAUCGACGAUGAUCUCAUCUUUGACAACGAGUUGUACGAGUUUGCUGUCCCGCUCCCGCGGUCGCGGGUCCUACAGUCGCCGGUUAUUACUGCGCCCGUCGUCGCCCACGACUUUGCCUUGGUCUCGGAAGAGCUGAAGAAGCGCGAUGUGGUCGGUGACCCACGGGUCGGCUUCACCCCGGUCCUCGCUCGAGAUCUGGCCGAGGUGCGAGUCCAAGAGAUGAUCCAGGGCUUGGCGUCGGAAAAGGCCGCCCACGCCGACGCCCUGCCGGCCGUCACUGCCCUCGUCGACGAAGUGUGGGACGAGCUGGCCAAGGCGCGCGUCUCCGAUCCUGCAACCCGCGCCCGCGCCUGCGUGCUUGAUGGUCCACUGAGGGCCUUUGCCGCCAUGCGCCUUGAGGCUGUCAUCCGCGACACCAUCGCCGCCACCUUUCUAACCCUCGCCCAGGACCGCGUCCGCACUGGAAAGCGGGCCCACCCGGUCAACGUCGUCGGCGCUCCCGUCCACCGCCCGCAUGCCAAAUUUCUCGCGCCUGACCGCCUCGAUCCGGCGUGUUCGCCGCUCGAGCGCGCACGGCGCAUGCUUGUCGAGCAUCCUCGCGUUGUCCUCCGCGCCGCCCAGCUCCACACCAACCACCACGCGCCCGAAGACCUUGAGGCCAUGCGUGCCGCCAUGGAGACUCUCUACGACGAUGGCCGCGCCAUGGUUGUCCCGCAGGCUUUUGUCGACCCACGCCGCAACAUCCCUGGUGCCAUGGUCUCGGACGACGGCGACGACAGCGACGACGAAGCGGUCUCCGAGGCUGACGAAGAGACCGACGAGUACGAGGAGAACGAUGAUGACGACGACGAAGACGAUGAAGCCGACGACGAGCCGGAAGCCGAUGACGACAAGUCCGUGGGUGUGUUUGACAGCAACGACGACGGCGCCAGCUCAUCGUCGUCGUCUUCAUCGUCCUCAUCGUCGUCAGACACCACCACCACAACAUGAAACACGCUUUAUCCGCC